This is a messenger RNA of Ichthyophthirius multifiliis, 2280 nucleotides long. RefSeq lists its product as hypothetical. Gene Ontology annotation, molecular function: phosphatidylinositol-4-phosphate phosphatase activity; GTP binding; GTPase activity. Gene Ontology annotation, biological process: phosphatidylinositol dephosphorylation. Lineage: Eukaryota; Ciliophora; Oligohymenophorea; Hymenostomatida. The record is from RefSeq and is a predicted model, not a curated record. Gene Ontology annotation, cellular component: endoplasmic reticulum. The transcript is spliced from 8 exons.
AUGACAGAUAAUAAUCCAUUUAUUAAAAUAAUCGUAGUAGGUGAAUAAAAUGUUGGAAAAACAUGUAUAUUAGCCCGUUAUUCACGCGGUUAGUUUGAUAAUUCCUGCCCUCCAACAUUAGGAAUGGAUUUCUCAUCAAAACUUUUAGAAUAUAAUGGAAAUACAAUUCGUUUACAAUUAUGGGAUAUUGCAGGUUAAGAACGCUAUACAUCAGUAUCUAAAUUAUAUGUAAGAGGUGCAUAUGGAGCAUUAGUAGUAGCAGAUAUAACAAACGAAAACUCUUUAUAUGAAACAUUAAAAUGGAAAAAAAUAAUAGAAGAAUCAUGUGAUUAUUUAAAUAAUAAACCAAUUCCUAUGUUUUUGGUAUAAAAUAAAUUAGAUGAAGUUAAAGGUUUAGGCAUUUUAUAAGAAUAUUAAAAAGAGUCUUUUCUUAAAACCUGGAGUAAAGAAAAUGGAUUUUCUGGGUGUUUAUAAGUUAGUGCUAAAGAUAAUACAAAUAUUCCUGAUAUUUUUCAAAUGUUGAUUGAAUUAAUUAUUAAAGAAGGUUAUUUAAAAAAAGAUGAAUAAAAUUAAGGAUUUAAAGCAUUAUACGGAGUUUGUGAAUUAAAAAAAUCUAAAUAUUUGAUUUUGGCGACAGAAUCAACUAUAUUAGGUUCUAUUUAUAAUAAAAACAUAUAAAAGAUUAGUAAGAUGGAAUUUUUUGGAAUAAAUCCUAGAAAAGAGUAAAUUCAUAAAGAAGAUUAAUAUUAUAUAUAAAUGAUGUAAUCGUUAUUUAAAACUAAAACGUUUUACUUUUCAGACGAAUAUGAUUUGACUCAAAGUUUUUAGAGAUUCGUUAAGAAUUAAAUAGAUAAAAAUAAAUAUAACCUAAAUUAUUGCUAUAAUGAAUGUUUUUUACAUGAUUUUAUUAAAAUAGGAGCUGAUGAAUGGAUAACACCAUUUAUUUCUGGUUAUUUAAAAAUAGAAUAUUGCUAAAUUAAUGAAUCAUAAAUUGAAUUUAUUUUAAUAAGUCGAAGAGAUAAAAGACGUGCUGGAAUGCGAUUUAUUUCAAGAGGUACUGAUUUGGAUGGAAAUCCUUCUAAUAUGGCUGAAACUGAAUAAAUAACUGUGAUUUCUUAAGGAGAUUAAUAUACUAUUUAUAGUUUUGUUUAAACUAGAGGUUCUAUGCCAUUUUACUGGAGUUAAAAGACCUAAUUAACUUACACACCUAAAUCAAAAAUAAUAGGAGAUGAAAACUCUAACAAAGAAUUUUGUAGAAAACAUUUUAAUGAUUAAUAAAAGUAUUAUAAUAAAUAAGUAUUAGUUAAUCUCAUUGAUAAAAAAGGAAAAGUUUAAUUACCUUUAGGCAUAUAUUUUUAAAAUUUAGUAAACAAAUUAAACGAUAAAAAUUUGAAGUACAUAUGGUUUGAUUUCCAUCAUAAAUGCAGAAAAAUGAAAUAUGAAAAUUUAAUAGAAUUAAUUAAUGAAAUUAAGCCAGAUCUCGAUGAAAUGGGAUAUUAUGAAUUUUAAUAUACAAAAGAUAAGAUAAAUAACCCUACUAUAAAGAAACUUUAAUCAGGGGUUGUUAGAACUAAUUGUAUGGAUUGCUUAGAUAGAACUAAUGUUGUACAAUCCGUUAUUGGAAGAACAAUUUUACAUUAAAUAUUAUAUAAUGCUUAAAUAAAUUAAAAAUAAUCUACUGCUGCUUUUGAAAAAUUCAGUGAAAAACUUGAAUAAAAAUUCAGAAAUACUUGGACUGAAAACGCUGAUAUAAUGAGUAUUUUAUACACAGGUACAGGUGCUUUGAAAACUGACUUUACAAGACUAGGAAAAAGAACUAUAAAUGGAGCUAUUUAAGAUGGUAAAAAUUCUAUUAUGAGAUAUAUUUAUGGAAAUUUCUUUGAUGGACAUAAAUAAGUAAAAUUUUUUUUAGAUUUAUUUAAUUUUAAUUUUUAUUUUAUUUUUUAGGAUUGCAUAGAUCUUUUAUUAGGAAAGCUUCAUCCUAAAGAAAAAAAUUUUGGUCCUAAAUUAAAUCCGUUAAUCUAUAUUAUUCUAAUUCUUAUUUUCGGACCUUUAAUUGUUAAACCUUAUGUGAAUAUGCUGUUUUUUAGAGAUAACUAAAGUUAGUUUAUAAAUUAUGCUACUUAUUUUUAUUUAGUAGCCGCAUUUUUAUGGUUGAUUAAAAAACUUCCUUAGAUUUUCGUAUAAUAAUCUAUUUUAGAUUAAUGAAAAAAUAGACUUUUAAAUAGAAAAAAUAGAUUAAUAUUUUUAUACUUAUUUAUUAUUGUUUUGUUUCUUUUU